Molecule: messenger RNA, 3553 nt
Organism: Conger conger (European conger)
Lineage: Eukaryota; Metazoa; Chordata; Actinopteri; Anguilliformes; Congridae
Gene: klhl31
Product: kelch-like family member 31
Exons: 3
Coding region: 176-2083 (635 amino acids)
Cellular component (GO): cytoplasm; nucleus
Molecular function (GO): protein binding
Source: RefSeq, a predicted model, not a curated record
UUCUUCACCCCACUGUCAGUUAGAGGAGGAGUUAAUUGCCAGGAUACUCAGCUACUGGUAGUUUUGAUUCUUUCUCUCUGCUCCUCACCAGGGCUUGGAGGCACAGGUCAAUUCACCGCCAACUUCUCAUUCACUGCUAUCUGUCAGGCCUUGGCUGUGACCCAUUGCAACAGUCAUGGCACCAAAGAAGAACAAGACCGCCAAAAAGAACAAGGCAGACAUCAAUGAGAUGUCGCUGAUAGUGGAUGAUGGUCCAGUGAACAAAAUGAACGGCCUCAACACUCUGUUAGAGGGAGGGAAUGGCUUCAGCUGCAUCUCCACUGAGGUGAACGACCCCGUCUACGGCCCAAACCUCCUGGAGGGUCUCAACACCAUGAGGCAGGACAGCUUCCUGUGCGACCUGACCGUGGCCACCAAGACGAAAUCCUUCAGCGUGCACAAGGUGGUGAUGGCGUCCUGCAGUGAGUACAUUCGCGGGGUCCUGAAGAAGGACUCCUCCGUGCAGCAGCUGGACCUGAACGACCUGUCCCCCGCGGGCCUGGCCACCGCCAUCACGUACGCGUACUCGGGCAAGCUCACCCUGUCCCUGUCCACCAUCGGCAGCACCAUCGCGGUGGCCAUCUUCCUGCAGAUCCAGAGCCUGGUGCGCAUCUGCAGCGACUUCCUGACGCAGGAGAUCAGCGUGGAGAACUGCAUGUACGUAGCCAACAUCGCCGACACCUACGCGCUCAAGGGCACCAAGGAGGCGGCGCAGAAGUUCAUGCGGGAGAACUUCAUCGAGUUCUCCGAGAUGGAGCAGUUCCUGAAGCUCACCUACGAGCAGAUCACCGACUUCCUCAUGGACGACUCCCUGCACCUGCCCUCGGAGAUCACCGCCUUCCAGAUCGCCAUCAAGUGGCUGGACUUCGACGAGAAGAGGCUGAAGUACGCCGCCGACCUGCUGAACAACAUCCGUUUCGGCACCAUCACCGCGCAGGACCUGGUGAACCACGUGCAGAGCGUGCCGCGAAUGAUGAACGACAACGAGUGCCACCGGCUCCUGGUGGACGCCAUGAACUACCACCUGCUGCCCUACCAGCAGAACAUCCUGCAGUCCAGGAGGACCAAGCUCCGCGGCGGCCAACGCGUCCUGCUGACGGUGGGGGGGCGUCCCGCCCUGACGGAGAAGUCCCUCAGCAAAGACAUCCUCUACAGGGACCCCGACGGCAUCUGGAACAAGCUGACCGAGAUGCCGGCUAAGAGCUUUAACCAGUGCGUGGCCGUCCUGGACGGCUUCCUGUACGUCGCUGGCGGUGAAGACCAGAACGAUGCCAGGAACCAGGCGAAGCACGCUGUCAGCAACUUCUGCAGAUAUGAUCCCAGAUUCAACAACUGGAUCCAUUUGGCCACCAUGAUCCAGAAGCGCACUCACUUCAGCCUCAACUCCUUCAACGGCCUGCUGUUCGCCGUCGGCGGCAGAAACUCCGAGGGGCCCCAGUCCUCCGUCGAGUGCUACGUGCCGUCCUCCAACCAGUGGCAGAUGAAGACCGCCAUGGAGGUGGCCAGGUGCUGCCACGCCAGCACGGUCAUCGACGGCAAAAUCCUCGUCACCGGCGGCUACAUCAACAACGCCUACUCGCGCUCUGUGUGCACGUACGACCCGUCCACCGACAGCUGGCAGGACAAGAACAGCCUCAGCACCCCGCGGGGGUGGCACGGAGCCACCACCGUAGCCGACCGCGCCUAUGUCCUCGGGGGCAGCCAACUGGGCGGCCGCGGGGAGAGGGUGGAUGUCAUGGCGGUGGAGUGCUACAACCCUCACAACGGGCAGUGGAGCUACACCGCCCCCUUGCACACGGGCGUCAGCACGGCGGGCGUGGGCACCCUCGACAGCAAGAUCUACCUCCUCGGAGGCUGGAACGAGAUCGAGAAGAAGUACAAGAAAUGCGUCCAGAUUUUCAACCCUGACCUCAACGAAUGGACCGAGGAGGAGGAGCUGCCGGAGGCCACGGUGGGAAUCUCGUGCUGCGUGGUGACCAUACCCACCCGCAGGUCCCGAGAGUCCAGGGCCAGCUCGGUAUCAUCUGCACCAGUCAGUAUAUAAACAUCACGUCAGCAGGACAAUGUAGUUUACUGCCAGCCAAUGGAGAGCAAGACAGGAAAGAAACCCCCCCGCCCACCCGUAAAGUUAAGGCUUUUGUUAUCCACGGAAAUGUAAAUGUGACAAUAUAUUCCUCUAUGACAUGCUGUGUUUAGAAUAAUAAAUAAUUCAGGGAAAUAAUAUUAGCAUAUUACAGAAAUAGCAUAUUUCUGAAGUCUCAUCUGAAAAAUUAAAUACCAGAUAUUUAUGAACAAAAAAUUCACUAUACUUCAUAAAUAAAUCACAGAAUCUGUUUUCAACAAUGCAGCCAUUUUAGAAAUUUUGCCACUUUUUUCUGAAUAUACUGGAUGUUGUAUUAAAACCAAGCUAUGCUGGGUGAAUCUGUGAUGAAAUAUUCAGAAAAUUCUGGAAAUAUUUUACUAAAGGGGAACACUGACAAGCAGAGACAUUUGUACAGAUUACGUUUUUUGUUGUACUGUAUAGUGUAGUGAUUGUGCAUUGUACUUGUGACACCUGGAAAACAACAAUGUAUUUAAAACUUUUUUUAAAGGACAGAUUUGGCUAAGAAAAAUAUUUGAUACAAACAACUUCAUUUUUUCCCUUUGGGUCCAAUAACCAGAUACAAGUUUAACCAGAUAUUAAUGGCAUAACAGUCCUACUUUUCCAGAGUAAAUAAUUAGAUUAUAUAGAUUAAAUCAAUAUUUGUAUUUGCAUGGGUUUGUAUAAAAAACAUAAUUUCCAAUAAAGUGAAAGCAUUCUCUUGUUGGUGAAUGUAGAUGAUACACGUGAUUGCUUUUCAUGGGUAAAAUGAUGAAAAAUUAGUAAAAGUAAACUAUUCAUAAUUUAGAAAAUAAAAGUUAUUGGCAAUGUUAUUUCAGUGGGAGCUGCCUGCCAGGAGUAGGCAUGAAGGGGGCGGUGGGUCCAUUUUAAGUUAUUUCAUUCAUAAAUACAGGUAUACUGCUGGCUGCUCAGAGACAGGGGAACAGGCGCCCGUCAUUGCAAAAGCACGCCCUCAUUUACUAACUGAAGGAUCCACGUUGAGCGAACCAUGAGUGUGUUGAGAAGGUUGACUGGGGACAAUAAAGGAACAUAGAGGAGUUUGAAAGCCUUUUGUAAAAAAAAAAAAAAAAAAUUGUAGUUAUAAAUGAAACGCGUUUCACGCCUGAGCUGCCUCAAGGAUGAACACUGCUUUAAGUGUAGUGCUUCAGGAAUUCCCCGGGAGUUCAUGUUUUAAAUGUUCAUAGGUUGAAAUGAAAUUAUGUGAAAACGUUUUUAUGCUGUAAUGCUGGUGUAGGGCACGUGAGAGGUAAAUAAGAUACCUGCCUGGAUGGUGGAUGGUUUGCUGUUGGUUCCCCAUUGAUGGCACUGUGUUCCACCGUUUGUGAAUGUGUGUAACAAAAAUUAUUGAUUUUAUCCCAGCAUCUGAGCCAUUUCAAAGCUCUAUGUCUUCAUUAAAGUUUCCUAUGAAAAUCA